Enterobius vermicularis (human pinworm) is the source of this 300-nucleotide messenger RNA. The record is from the annotation of a GenBank genome assembly. Lineage: Eukaryota; Metazoa; Nematoda; Chromadorea; Rhabditida; Oxyuridae.
AUGACUACCGCUGUCUUAGCAUUUCUGGCAGUCGUCACCUGCAGUGUUUAUGCCAAGGAUACAGCUUGCGGACGUUUGGUCGAGUGCUUACAGAAGGUUCGGACAAAAAAUGAGGAGUGUUUCUCUAGUCAUCCCAACAAGACCACCACAGACUGUUAUAACGAAACUUUACACCUUGAACUAAAGCACUUGAGUGAUCAAGUGAGGAUGACUUAUUUUCUGACAGAUAUGUAUCUCAAAGGUUUUAGCUGUGAGAACAGUAAGCGAGAGUUAUCGUCAAUCGUUGUCUUCGUUGAGUAA